Messenger RNA from Lodderomyces theae, 1599 nucleotides. RefSeq lists its product as uncharacterized. Bases 1 to 1599 code for a protein of 532 amino acids. Lineage: Eukaryota; Fungi; Ascomycota; Pichiomycetes; Serinales; Debaryomycetaceae. The record is from RefSeq and is a predicted model, not a curated record. Gene Ontology annotation, molecular function: heme binding; oxidoreductase activity, acting on paired donors, with incorporation or reduction of molecular oxygen, reduced flavin or flavoprotein as one donor, and incorporation of one atom of oxygen; iron ion binding. The transcript has a single exon.
AUGUCAUCCUCCUCCUCCUCCUCCUCCAUAAUAGAUCACGUUACUGACUUUGGUCAAGAGCUACUUCCGUACUUGACUAAAUGGUACACCAUUGUCUUUCUCAUUGUACUCACUUAUAUCCCACUAUUAAACCUUAGAAACUACUACGUUGCUUGGAAAUUGGGAUGUCAAGACCCACCUAAAUUCAGUAAGGCUGGCUUUACUGGUGUCUUUGCCUUGAUCGAAGCAGUUAAAAAGAAGAAUGCAGGAAGAUUAGCUGAUUGGGGUGAUGAAGAAUUUGACCACUACCCAAACCAUUCCUUAUACUUGAAUGUUGUUGGAUUGUUAAAGAUUGUAUUCACUGUUGACCCUGAAAACAUUAAAGCUGUAUUGGCUACUCAAUUCAAUGAUUUUUCCUUGGGUACCAGACAUGCACAUUUCGCUCCUCUUUUAGGAGAUGGUAUUUUCACCUUGGAUGGUAAUGGAUGGAAAGAUUCACGUGCAAUGUUGCGUCCACAAUUUGCUAGAGAACAAAUUGCCCAUGUUAAGUCAUUGGAACCACAUUUACAAAUUCUUGCUAAACAUAUCAGAUCCACCAACUUUAACACUUUUGAUUUACAAGAAUUGUUUUUCAAAUUUACUGUUGAUACUGCUACGGAGUUUUUGUUUGGAGAGUCGGUUCACUCCCUUUAUGAUGAGAAAUUGGGUGUUGCUCCACCAAACAAUAUUCCAGGAAGAGAAAGUUUUGCUGAUGCGUUCAACAAGUCGCAAAAAUACCUCGCCACUAGAACUUAUAUGCAAAUGUUUUACUUUUUCAUCAACCCCAAGGAAUUUAGAGACUGCAAUGCUAAAGUACAACACUUGGCUAAAUACUUUGUCAACAAGGCACUUAAUUUCACACCCGAGGAAUUGGAAGAAAAAUCUAAAGAUGGUUACAUUUUCCUUUACGAAUUGGUUAAACAAACUAGAAACCCUAAAGUCUUGCAAGAUCAAUUAUUAAACAUUAUGGUUGCUGGAAGAGACACAACUGCCGGAUUGUUAUCCUUCACCAUGUAUGAAUUGGCAAGAAACCCCCACAUUUGGCAAAAAUUGAGACAAGAAAUCGUUGAGAAUUUCGGCGAAGGAGAAGAUUCUCGUGUUGAAGCCAUCACUUUUGAAACUUUGAAGAAAUGUGAAUAUUUGAAAGCAGUACUCAACGAAGCACUUAGAUUAUACCCAUCAGUUCCAGUAAACUUUAGAACUGCAACUAGAGACACAACUUUGCCACGUGGUGGAGGUGCUGAUGGAUCCAAGCCUAUCUUUGUCCCCAAAGGUUCUACUGUUGCAUACAUGGUUUACAAGACUCACAGAUUGGAAGAAUACUAUGGCAAAGACUCGAAGGAGUUCAAACCUGAAAGAUGGGAAAAUGCAAAGAGAUUGGGCUGGGCUUAUGUGCCAUUCAACGGUGGUCCACGUAUCUGUUUGGGUCAACAAUUUGCCUUGACUGAAGCUAGUUAUGUCGUUGCCAGAUUGGCACAAUUGUUCCCCACUUUGGAAUCGCAAGAUGACAAUUACCCACCAAAGAAAUGUAUACAUUUGACAAUGAACUUGGAUGAGGGUGUUUUUGUCAAGAUGAAGUAA